Leptosia nina is the source of this 1563-nucleotide messenger RNA. The record is from the annotation of a GenBank genome assembly. Lineage: Eukaryota; Metazoa; Arthropoda; Insecta; Lepidoptera; Pieridae.
AUGUCAGCUUUGAGAUUUCGAUUAUAUCUCAAACAAAACGCAGUUGGAAGAUUUUGGAAUACAUGGACGCGUAAUUAUUUAAUUAAUAGUGUAGUUAGGAAGUUUAGACGGGACCGUAGUGUGAGAGAUGUGAUUCAGUGUUUUAAACAAGUUAUAUUCCGGCCCCGGCGGACUUUUCUAUUGGCCGCGACAGUGGUCUGCAAGGGUCGAGGAAAAACGUUUCCUUGUGAGAAAGGAAUCUCAGACAAUGAAUUGCAGUCACUACUCGAUGAAUUGGAAGAUCUUCAGAAACUGGCCAAGCUGACAAUAUAUUGUACUAGUUGCGGAAAGCGUUUGGUGAUUGACAGAAAACAGAGUGGAGUUUCAUACUGUGUAUGUAAAGACUCAAAGCCGAGCCAAAGUUCUUCAGAAGGAUGGGUGCCGUUUAUGGAGGCUGUUGACGUCAUUAUUUGGAGGAAGGAGUACAAAGCUGGCUCAGGCCAGUAUGCAUAUAAAGUCUAUGGUCGCUAUCCAGAGAUAUCGGCGAGCGAUUUCGCCGCUGUGCAAAUAGAUGGCGCUUAUAGAAAGGCCUGGGAUAGCGCCGUGGCCGCUUUAUCUGUGGUGCAGCGAGGUACGCACGGCAUAGCAGACCAGACAGUUAUGCACUGGGAGGUGCUAUGGCCUAGACUAUUCGCCAACCGUGACUACGUCUACAUAAGACGACACAAGGAGUUUAAUUUGAAGUCAAACGAGAAAAAUGAAGACCCCUUCGAGUUCAAAAGUGUGCACGCUAAAGCGAGGCGGAAAUCGCGCGAGGCCCACAAGGAGGAAAGGGACAGAGAAUCGAACAAAGUGUACAUAAUAUUGUCGAAGGCGUGUGAUCACCCGGACGUGCCGGAGACGAAACACGCCAUCAGAGUCACUGAGUACUGGAGUCAUAUGGUCGUGAAGACUAUCGAUGGGCCGGAGAAGCCCGGUAUGGAGUUCGUGCUUACGUAUUACGAUGAACCGGCCGUGGGGGGUAUGCCUGGGGGUGUAGCUGCAUGGGCGACCAGCAGAGCUGCCCCAGAUUAUCUGCUGAAGAUGAGGCGGGCGGCUAAUGACUACCGCAGUUGGCUGCAACGUAGGAAAGAGGAUUUACCAGACUUCACUCCAUUUGGUCCAGAUCAAGUGAGCUACGAAGAGAAUUCCGAUGAAAUUAACGAACAAGAUAUGGAAUCGUCCAAAUUAGGACCCGAUAUGGAAAAUGAAAUAGAGAAGAAAGACAAAGAGACACAAACGGAUAUAACACCAGAUGACGUCAAAAUAGUUAGCGAAAAGGCAAUAAGCACGGCCGAUAAAAGCGAAGGUGUCCACGAAGAGACAAAUACAGAAGAAAAGGUUCAAGGGAAGAAACAAGAUGAAAAGAAAGAGGACGGACAGAUAGAAGAGAAGGACGGGGUUACUGAAGUGAAGGACAACAAGAAGGAAGAAGUGCAGGAAAGAGAAUUACCACGCGAGGGAGACAGCAGCAAGGAUGAGGGGGACAACAACACCAACGGAGGCUGGUGGAGAUAUUUAUACCCAUUUUAUUAUUUCGUCUGA